GGCCCCGCGACCGCUUCCGCCCGGAGGAGAGAUGGUGGCGCCGGCGUCCCCUCAGUGAGGUCGCGCUCGUUCGCACCGCCCCCGCCCGCAAGAAAGAUGGCAGUGGCCUGAUCCGGGCCCGUUGGCGGCGUCACGGGUGCUUCGCUCUGGUCCUCGUAUCCCGGGCGCGGGGAGGCAGGCCGACCGUGAGCUGCUUGUCCCCAUCCUGUGGCCGUCCUGGGGACACAGAGCUCUCCGUGGUGCCUGGGGCUUGGAUUGGAGCCGGGACCUCACUUCCUCCUCUGCCCCUGCCCCUGCCCCUGCCCCUCCCAGCACCUGGCCCACACCCUGCAGCCUGCCCCAUGGUCUGGCCCUGGGUGGCGAUGGCGUCCAGGUGGGGUCCCCUCGUUGGCCUGGCUCCGUGCUGCCUCUGGCUCCUGGGGGCGGUCCUUCUGAUGGACGCGUCUGCACGGCCUGCCAACCACUCGUCCACUCGAGAGAGAGCAGCCCACAGGGAGGAGAGUGAGAUCCUGCCCCCAGACCACCUGAACGGGGUGAAGCUGGAGAUGGACGGGCACCUCAAUCGGGGCUUCCACCAGGAGGUCUUCCUAGGCAAGGACCUGGGUGGCUUUGAUGAGGACGCGGAGCCGCGGCGGAGCCGGAGGAAGCUGAUGGUCAUCUUUUCCAAGGUGGAUGUGAACACUGACCGGAAGAUCAGUGCCAAGGAGAUGCAGCGCUGGAUCAUGGAGAAGACGGCUGAGCACUUCCAGGAGGCCAUGGAGGAGAGCAAGACACACUUCCGCGCGGUGGACCCUGACGGGGACGGCCACGUGUCCUGGGACGAGUAUAAGGUGAAGUUUUUGGCGAGUAAAGGCCAUAGCGAGAAGGAGGUUGCUGAUGCCAUCAGGCUCAACGAGGAACUCAAAGUGGACGAGGAAACACAGGAAGUCCUGGAGAACUUGAAGGACCGCUGGUACCAGGCGGACAGCCCCCCCGCAGACCUGCUGCUGACGGAGGAGGAGUUCCUAUCGUUCCUGCACCCCGAGCAUAGCCGGGGAAUGCUCAGGUUCAUGGUGAAGGAGAUCGUCCGGGACCUGGACCAGGACGGUGACAAGCAACUCUCUCUGCCCGAGUUCAUCUCCCUGCCCGUGGGCACCGUGGAGAACCAGCAGGGCCAGGACAUUGACGACAACUGGGUGAAAGACAGAAAAAAGGAGUUUGAGGAGCUCAUUGACUCCAACCAUGACGGGAUCGUGACCGCAGAGGAGCUGGAGGACGUGCCCACACUCCCGCUGCAGCCAACAGGCACCUUAAAUAAAGAGCCACUUCGCGCGGAUGUCCGCGGAGCUCGGGCCCAGCUGCUCCUCCCCUGAGCGGAGCCUGGAGGGCCUCCCGGGCGGGCCGGCGCUGGGAAGGGGAAAGGCGGACGCUGACCUGUGCCCCGCUCGCCCGCAGAGCUACAUGGACCCCAUGAACGAGUACAACGCCCUGAACGAGGCCAAGCAGAUGAUCGCCGUCGCGGACGAGAACCAGAACCACCACCUGGAGCCCGAGGAGGUGCUCAAGUACAGCGAGUUCUUCACGGGCAGCAAGCUGGUGGACUACGCGCGCAGCGUGCACGAGGAGUUUUGAGCGCCCGGCCGCGCCCCGCGCCGCCCCCCACGCCCCACCAGGGCGGCCCCGCGGGUGACUCCGGGCUCCGUGGCUGUCCCUCCGUGGCUGUCCCGGACCCCACCUCCUCCCUGUCGCCCGCCACCGGCCGACGGACCGCGGCUGCCCCAGUUGAUGAGCGGCGCGUCCCCUCUGCAGCGCGCACCCCGGCGAGGCUUCGGCUGUGAUGCCGCCGGGGCGCGGGGCUGGGCUGUGGCUCCGCGGCGCCGCCUCCUCCCUGGUCCCUCGAAAUCGCUGCAUCUCACUUCUGAGAACGAAAUCUCGCUUCAGUCACUUUGCCGAAGGCGCUGACGGCAUCGCGGCCGGAACCUCUGGGCCCGGCCCCUCCCAGGGCCCCCGCUCCGUGGGAAAUAACAGCUCCUCCAUUUCCUUGAAAACUGAACGAUUAUUAAAAAUAGAUUAAACUUCGCUGGAAAUGAGUAGCCAGGAAGUUCAGCGGAGGGUGCCGGGUCCUUCCCGGGCCUGGCGUGUCGGAGCCACCCAGGUCCCGCAGCUGCCGCCGAGAAAAUGCAAAUAUUUGUUGUGACAAGAAUCACAUUAAUUUACUUUAAAUAUAGUUGCCUUUUUCGGUCA
Messenger RNA from Pongo pygmaeus (Bornean orangutan), 2223 nucleotides. RefSeq names its product stromal cell derived factor 4 (gene SDF4). Gene Ontology annotation, molecular function: calcium ion binding. Lineage: Eukaryota; Metazoa; Chordata; Mammalia; Primates; Hominidae. Gene Ontology annotation, biological process: calcium-ion regulated exocytosis. The record is from RefSeq and is a predicted model, not a curated record. The transcript has 7 exons. Gene Ontology annotation, cellular component: endoplasmic reticulum. Bases 342 to 1352 code for a protein of 336 amino acids.